AUGAUGAUGAAUUUAAGUAGCGCAUGGCAAUUCAAUGCCAUUGCGACAUCAUGGCCUGCAAACGUACUCCCGAAUGUAGCUUUCUGGACCGCAAGCAAUGGAUCGUGGGAAUACCAGAUUCAGGUUUCCUGGCCACUGAAUUGGACUAGUAGUCGCGAGGAAGCGUCGGUGGUGGAAACACUGUACAUCUUGGACGGCAACGCGCUCGGUCUCACCGCCACCGAGUCUCUGCGUCGACGCCGGCCUGUCGAGUUCAACAUGCCGGAUUGCAUCGUGGUUAGCAUCGGGUAUCCCGAGACGCUCCCGGACUCGCCGUAUAGCAGCCAGCGCAGCUACGAUUUCCAACCUCCCGUGUGCGAGGGGUGUCCCGCGCCAGCAGUCCCAGGCGUGCCUUCGAAUGCAGAUGGCUUUAUCGAGUUCAUCGAUACAGCGCUGCGACCUUGGAUCCAAGGAAGUGCAUUCCCGAAAGCGGAAUUUGAUCGCGAUGCAUUAUAUGGACAUUCGUUUGGGGGGCUGUUUGUCCUGUAUGCACUUACUGUUCGACCGGAUUUGUUUGAUACGUUUUUGAGUGCGUCGCCAGCGCUAACCUUUAAUGAUGGGUAUGUGUUUAAUUAUACCGAGUUUCUGGCGCCGCUUGUGACGCCUGGUUCUGCGAAUACGAUGAACGGGACAAAGCCAGCGUUCCAGAUUAGCUAUGGGGCGCUGGAGCAGAAUCCCGUGCAGAGACGAACGGAGACGGAUGACGAGUUUGAAUUUAGAAAGGGCAUUCUUGUGGCGCAGCAGAUGACGACUUUGUCGCGGAAAUUGUACAGUGUGCUAGAAGGAAGUCCCGCAUUGAGGGAUGUCAGUCUUCGCGAGUACCCGUUUAGCGACCAUGCUGCUGUUGGGGCGGCGGCACUGGCAGACGGGAUUGAUUAUUUCUUGGACUGGUGUUCGGCAAAGUAUUGUUAG
Molecule: messenger RNA, 951 nt
Organism: Bipolaris maydis ATCC 48331
Lineage: Eukaryota; Fungi; Ascomycota; Dothideomycetes; Pleosporales; Pleosporaceae
Product: Alpha/Beta hydrolase protein
Molecular function (GO): hydrolase activity, acting on ester bonds
Source: RefSeq, a predicted model, not a curated record